This is a messenger RNA of Branchiostoma floridae (Florida lancelet), 2516 nucleotides long. RefSeq names its product transmembrane protein 143-like. The coding region runs from base 38 to 1834 and encodes 598 amino acids. NCBI's taxonomy places the organism in Eukaryota, Metazoa, Chordata, Leptocardii, Amphioxiformes, Branchiostomatidae. The transcript is spliced from 5 exons. The record is from RefSeq and is a predicted model, not a curated record.
AGUAGUCCAAACCCGGUCCUGCUGUGCGAAAUCCAAGAUGGCGCUGUCCUGUCUGAAAAUUUCGUUGGGACGGGCUUUGGCGGUACGGCCGUUGAUACAGGUUUACAGGCCAAGUCCAAGAUACAACCUAGUAUUCUUACAGUACAGCACAUCACCUGACAAGGGGAAAGACACAAAGAAAGAUACUAAGUUCCAGUCCUCAGAAAGCCUUUCUGGAUACUUUGACAAAGGCAGUUCCCAGCAAGCUGGCAGCAGUGCACAGCAACCUGACAGCACUAAACAGCAACCUGACAGCAAGCCAUCUUUAGGAACAACAGCAGACAAAAGUCAAGACUCCACAGCAAAAAUCCCAGAGUCAAAAGCUGUACCUGAUGCAGAUCCUCCGGGGAAACCACCAGCUGAUGAGAUACCUGCUGAAGUACCCCCCUCCGCCGUUCCCCCACCCCCUCCAGCCAAGCCCCCCGCCCCCCAGAUCCAGCUGUCCCGGCCUGAGCUGACCAAGGAGGAGCUGUCCCGGCUGGUGCUGCGUCAGGACGAGUAUGUGGAACGGUUCAUCCCCAUCACCCGCCGCUCGCUCAUCCAGCACCUGGUCCAGCACCCCGGCCUGCUGACCGACAGGGAGAAGGUCAAGUUUGACAAGUUCUUCCAGGCACUGGACAGUGCUGUGGUCACUACCUACCAUGGAACACUCACUGAGCUGAAGGCUCUUUUUGACCCCCUAAACCCUGACAAAGACACGAUCAGCACGCGGCAGUGGAACCGUAAGGAGCGUGCGGAGAACGAGUUCUGGCUACUGCAGAAGCUGGCCAUCGUCAUGGAGAAGGCAAACUUCCACGAGUUACCCAAACCUGUGGUGGAGGUGGCCCUACAGGAGCAUCAAGCAGGGGAUGGAGUCAUGGUGCGAGUAGAUGCCAGCAGGUACGACAUCCUUCGCUUCUGGGCACUCGGUAAGGAGGUGCGUCCGCCCGUCUCAGUCCCUCUGGCCAAGCGUCUGGUCGCUGCCCUCGGGCGUCUCGUCACACGGAGUAAGAAAGUGGAACCGCAGGCCCAGGAAACUUUCAAGAGGUUAGUGGUGGCUGUCCGGCACACCAAGGACGGGAAACUCACGCUGAAGGCCUUUAAAGACAUUCCCAUCAACGCCUUAGAGCAGGUGUUACCUGAGGCUAAGGUGCGCAUGAGCCAGUUCGACCAGGCCUUCCUGUACUUCAGCGUGGGCAUCACCAGCCUGGGGAUGCUCAUCAAGCUCGUCACCGUCAUGGCAGAGUACCAGGUCAACUGGUCGCUCAUCGUGGGCGGUGUGUUCGGGCUGAUCGCAGCACGCACCUGGUCGUCUUACAAGAACCGGCACAUGCGGUACCUGGCGGAGCUGUCGAAGACGCUGUACUACAGGAACAUUGCGAACAACAGGGGUCUGCUGACGCUGCUGGUGGAUCGGGCAGAGGACGAGUCGGUGAAGGAAACCCUGCUGGUGUACACCUUCCUCCUCAGCUAUCAGUCUCCCAGGGGUCCAGAGUCCAGCACGGGUACAACAAGUGGCGCUGCAAUAGGAGCCCUGGAGAAGGACAUAGAAAAGUGGGUGUUGGAGAAGACUGGCAGCCAGAUCAGGUUCCAUGCAGACGAGGCCGUCCAGUUCCUGUCAUCCUUCGGAAUCCUGAAACAGGAGAACAACCUGCUGAGUGUCGUUCCCCUGGACACCGCCAUCGCCUGUCUCCCAUGGCAACCCGUAGGAAUGGACAGCAGGUCCGAGGAGUUUGACGUGGAGGAGGGAUACGACAGACGACAGGAAAGUAAGGCGGCUGAGCAGCCAAGAAAAAAAUGGUUUGGACUUUUCUAGGGCAUGGAACAGGAAAGACUUGAUCUGAAUUCUCCUUCAUUGUUGCUUUUUGAGGGGAUCAUUUUUGUAGUUAACAUAGAAUAAGUUUUAUAUCAUGCAAAAGAUUACAAAGAGUUCUGGAAAUUUGAAAGAAUUUGUAAAUGUGCCAAAGGUAUAUCAAUUCUGUCAAUAAUGACAGAAAUAAAAAGAUGAUAAUAUAAGUAAUGUAAUGGAAAUAGUUAUGAGAUAGUGUGUACUAAAGAUGUGAUAUCUUUCAGAUCAAAGAUCUGUCUAGGUUUGACAUGAAGAAGGUGCUGUUCUAAAGAGAAGAAUGAAUAUGCAUCUUGUGAUGUGUUCAUGAUGACAAUUUAUAUGCAGCAAAUUAGUAAGAGUAAAUUGGUACCUACCGGUAUGAAUUAUUGUGGCUUUGAAGGGUUUGAAUAAAUUUUGCACCAUGUUGUCUUGACCAAACAGAGUGACACUUGUUAUUACCUGCCAGAUGAUCAACAGAUGAUCAAAAAUGUUUAGAUAGGCAUUUGUGUACGUUUGUUACACCAAUGUUUGACCCUAAAAAAAAACGAUGAUGAUGCUUUUGAUGUGCUGAAGCUUAACACAGUACAGUGAAAAUUCUGACCCACGAGUCUUGAAUUUUACAGUUUUACUUCGGCAGAACAUUACAGUGAUACAGAGUGACCAGCUUCCA